AACCAUAAAUUUCUUAAAUAAGCCACAAAAACAAAUAACAACUUGAUAUUAGAAUAGAAAUUCAGUAAAAUUUAGUCUUUAGUCGACAACUGUUGUUAUUGCGAGAAUGUUCAUUUUUUUUAAAUUUGAAUAAAAAUUUGAAAUUCGAAAAAAUGUCAAAAGAAUUGAAUUUAUUAAUUAUCGGGAGGUCAUUAGCUCCAAAGUCGCCAAUUAUUUUAAAGUUACCUACGCGCAAAUUUUAUAAUAACCGAUGUUCCCGGGCGGACGCUGUUAGCUGUAAACAUGAUAUAGAAAAUAAUUACCGUAACUACAAUUCGCGAGUGGUGCAGUUAAAGCGACAUAAACGUAGACGAUUUACCCUGGCAACGCAAUAUAAAAGAAGUACUGGUACGAUUGUGAUAUCUUCCCCAUCACAGAAUAUAUGAUAUGGAUCCCGUAAAAUAUUGCCUAUGGCCACUCAACGUUUGCCAAGGUUUACAAAAACUCAUGCAGCAACCACCACCAUAACACACUUGCCAUCGACAUUCAUUAAUGGACGCCAAACCUCACGCGUGCAAAAGCAACAUUCACCAAUCAUCUACAAUGAUACUGUAAAACGUAUAGAAGAAAGCAGUGAUUUUAAUAUCUUGAAACGCUUAGUAUUGGAUUAUUUGGGUAGGCGUUGGGGCGGACAACGACUAAAUCAAAACCUUCACUACUAUUACGACAAUAAAUACAAACAGAGAGGCUUACAAAAUUCAAAUGAUACAAAUGAAAUUUGUCAACCGCGCCAUUUAAGAAGAAGUCUAGAAAGUGUUGAAAGUCAGACGGCAGCGACAUUCACGCGCCAAUAUCGCAACCGUGAAACACAAGCCAGUGAAAGGUUAAAGUCGCUGCGACAAAGUGACGGAAGCCGCGGAAUUAAAACGUUAACAUAUUAUUUGCAUUUGGCAAACGAUUAUUACGAACGGGGCUUCUUAAGCAACAUCAAAUACUUAGAGCAUGUCGGUGUACGUAAUCAAUUGAGACGUCAAAGAGAACAAGAGCAACAAGAGCAACAAGAGCAACAAUUACAAAAAGAACAACAGCUCACCACCGUAACAGCUAGCUUACCUGGUGCAAAUGAAAGACGAACCAUCACCCAUAGUUACAGUCGUUUAUCGAACACGUUAGCGGCAAUUCAAAAAUCUGAACCCUUAGAAGCAGUUAAUAAAAGCGCAUUUUGUAACAACAAUCGCAAACAGGAUAUUUCUUUGAAAGAUAAUUAUGCUCAAUGUCGACAUACGAUACGAGUAAAAAUCAAUCCAAUAUUAAACGGAAAUUUAUUGAACUUGAGAACUACUUCGAGACCUUUGCUUCGUUCAAAGCCUAGUAUGAAUGAUUAUUUGAAUGGUAAUUUUGCAUCAACAACAGCAACACAUACAAAUAGCCAGCAGUUCAAGCAUUCAUUUAACGAUUUAUUAAAUAGUUUACAAGAUUUUACAUUAAAUGAAAGUCACCAACAACAUCCAGUGCCACUUAUCAUCCUAACUGAUUAUACCAAGGAACAAUUUAUAGGCGACGCCUCACCAACAUCCCAAACGAUCAAUUUAAACCGGCAAUUAUAUCCUUUGAAUCAAAGGAAUAUUGAUUACAAUUCGAAUCUUUCUGUACCAAAUUUGCAUAACUACCACAGCGAAUCGAGGCCGCCAUAAGAAUUGUAGAAAAUAGUUUACUUCAU
Messenger RNA from Glossina fuscipes, 1699 nucleotides. RefSeq lists its product as uncharacterized. The coding region runs from base 450 to 1673 and encodes 407 amino acids. The transcript has 2 exons. The record is from RefSeq and is a predicted model, not a curated record. Lineage: Eukaryota; Metazoa; Arthropoda; Insecta; Diptera; Glossinidae.